AAUACUAGUCAAUACCAUUUCUAAGCAUUCAAAAAUUCCCUUCCGCUCCCACUAAAAGUACAUAAUUAGUUCAGACUAAGGCACCGAAUAUCAGCGGCUCCCUUUAUUUCAUGACACUGUUUGUAUUUAUUUUGAACUGUGCUUCACUAUCUUGGCGAACUAUUGGUUCGUUGGAUGACAAACCUAACACAAGGUGCAUUUACAAAAUACCCACUCGUAACUGUUUGUUUAUGGACGUCGUAACAUGAUCAGAUUAGUUGAAGGUUUUCGCCUUAGCUAAAACGUACACUAAGCAAUUACAUCGGAGUAAAACUAAUCGGAUUUUUCUUUAAACUGCUAUUGGUAAGUUAAGGACUCUGUUAUUAAGAUUUUCUGCUGAGCGAGGGUAGAUCCUAUACUCUUUGGAAGUCUUGCAGGUGUAUUUGAAGUUCUUAAUUCAACCUGGGCGGUUUUAUGUGUCCAAAAAAAAAACAACACAUCGUUCUAUUAUUAUUUAAAUUCAUAACAAAUUGAGAAAAAGAUCACUUUACAUUUUCAUUCGGAAGGAUUUUUCCCUAAACCGGAAUUUUAGUGGAAAAUACCUUUCGUGAGUACUAUGACCAAGAAAUGAAAGACUCUCUAAAUAUUAAUCACCUGUAAGACCUUUCCCAACAGCUCAGUAGUGCGGCAAGGAAUUCACUGAUUUUAAUUUUCCCAGCCUGGCGAUGUCGUUGGCCAACAAAAGCUUCAAUUAUACCCCCAAGAAGGAAAGCGUCCAAAACGAGGACUGCUUUGAGAAUGAUUUAACAGCUGUUAAAAUGGCCAGGAUCGUUCCUUAUUGCAUGCUGCUUGUAGUAUCUCUUCUUGGAAAUUCUGCGAUCAUUGCCGUGGUAUGGAAAGAACAGCGCCUGAGGAAAACGGUUAACUUUUUCAUGGUCAACAUGUGUACUGCAGACCUUUUAAUAACAUUGUACAUGCCUCGCUCGCUGUCUGUGUGGCAUGAUAGCUAUAAAUGGCAGCUAUACGGUACAUUGGGACUUGUGGUAUGUAAGUUCGCUGUUUUCAUGCAUCAAACUGCCAUUUGCGUUUCCAUAUUCACUGUGGUAGCCAUCAGCUUUGAUCGAUUUUUCGCUGUGAUAUUGCCGUUGAGGACCAUUAUUACGAAGAAAAUUUGUCGAAUCAUUAUUACAAUGAUAUGGUUCUCAUCCGUCGUUAUUCGUCUGCCGAUGUUGUAUGGCCUGAAACUUAUUAACACCAACAACGGCGAAACGAGUUGUCAUCUGUCAUUAGACGAUGUGUUCUACCAAGGAGCCGAAAAGACCUAUUACAAUUUUACCCUCAUUGGCCUCUUUGCUGUGCCUUUAGCAUUGAUAGUUGUGCUGUAUUCGGCCAUUUUAAUUUCCCUGAAACUACGAAAAGCACCCGGAGAAGAAAUCGCAGGAAGAGAGCAUACAAGAGACACACGGAUAAAGAAGAAAGUUCUUCGAAUGGUGUUGAUAGUGGUGGCUGCAUUUGUACUCUGCUGGUUGCUCUACUUUGUCCAACUCAUUUUAUUUUCGUACAAAAUACAAGUGGGCUGUGAAGUUUUAUUUUUGAGAUUGUUUUUGGCUGAUCUAAACAGUGCAGUGAAUCCAUGUUUGUGCUUCGCUUUAAACGAGAACUUUCGUACAGGAUUGAAACGCAUUCUGGUUCGCUGCGCGCUUUGUAGUGGUAUUCUUAGCGAGGAGAAUUCCUCGCAAAAGGUGUUUCCGACAAGCAAAAUGAAUCUGUGGAAAACUCAACAAAAUGACGAUGAGCAAAGUUGAAAAUGCGGACAAAAAGAAAGCGUGAGCGUGCCCAUCAACAAACGGUUCGAAACGAAAAAAAUUACAUCUUCCCUUUCAGUAUUUGAAUUACGUAAGAACUGAUUAGCGCCCGCUGUUUGGCACAAGGCCUAAAAUUGAAGAAAAGUACCUGAGUUUGACAAGAUGUUGACAAAAAGCUCAAAUUGGCGAUGAAUACGAGCCUCGAUGGUAAAAAAACAGUGUGACGACUUUAAUUCGACCUUGUCCUGAGGUUUUUGUUCAACAUUUUUCCUGGCUUUGAUUUUGUUCUUUCACUCAGCCCUUCUUUACGUUAUAUAAUAUAUCUAAGUGAGCAAAACAUCAAGCUGUUUCUCCUGGAGAAACUGCCCGCUGAAUUCGUGACCGAAGGGGAAGGAAAUCUUUUGUUGCAAUUACUUACAAAUACCCAAAUCUCAUAAAGAUAUCUAAUACAUGACUGACAUACCGAAAAAACCGAGUAGUUCCGGGGGGAAUGUUCAAUAUGUGUCGGCUUUAAUUCACAUUUGACCCUUUAUCUCUGAAAAUCAGUAUGCAUAUUCUCCAUACUGUUCCCCGUAAAUUUCCUGAAGUGCUGACCAGGAGAAUUUGUCUAACAAUCAAGAGCUCUUUUAGAUGAUGAUCGUUUUCUGUACUCUCGUAACUUUGAUGUGUGAUUCAGGGGGGAUAUUGUAAGGAGAAAUUAAAUUUUAGUCACUCUUGUGGGUCAAUUCAUUGAUACAAGUCAUAAAGCAGCUGAAAUCGUCUUUGAGUGUCAAACGCUCGAAAUAAAGUAAACAGCGGCUCUCAACAACCUUGGCAUUAAUGUUUAUAUUGUUGUAUUGGCAGGCUCAUUGCGAAGAGCCCAAGCUAAAUAAAACAUGCCAAGCUGUUAAAACAUGAUUUUUCUUCGGUUCAAGCUUAAGAAAACCGUUAAUAUGUCUGCUCAAACGCAAAUUAAACCCUUUCGGAAGCUUUCAAUAUUCAUUAGUUGAAAGGAUAGACUUUUCUUUUUAAGCUCGAAGAUAAACUGAAUUCUCACCAAUAAAAAUAAAACAGUAACUUCCAA
Molecule: messenger RNA, 2847 nt
Organism: Pocillopora damicornis (cauliflower coral)
Lineage: Eukaryota; Metazoa; Cnidaria; Anthozoa; Scleractinia; Pocilloporidae
Product: RYamide receptor
Biological process (GO): G protein-coupled receptor signaling pathway
Cellular component (GO): plasma membrane
Molecular function (GO): G protein-coupled receptor activity
Source: RefSeq, a predicted model, not a curated record